UCCUCCACCACGGGCACCAUGAGGAGUCUCUGGGCCCUGGCGCUCGCCGGGCUCGUCAGCGCCUGCCAGGGGAAGGAGCUGCCGCCAGAGGAAGGGGAGCUGUGCCCGCAGCUCUGGGACGAGGAUCUGGUUGGGGACAAGUACGAGAAUGUCACGGGUUUUAACCUGAUUAAAAGGUUUGAGCUGCUGAAGAUCUCAUCCAUCAAGAAGAUCCGCAGCGCCCGGGGACCGGUGGUGCUGCGCCUGGGCACCGUGCCCCUGGUCCAGCCCACGCGGCAGGUGUUCCCCCGGGGGCUGUCCCCCACCUUCACCCUGGUCCUCACCUUGCUGCUGAAGAAGAACAGCACCGGGGAGCACUGGUACCUCUUCCAGGUCACCGACCGGCAGGGAUACCCCCAGCUCUCCCUGUCCGUGCACGGCCCCGAGAAAAGCCUGGAGUUCCAGGCCAGGGCGCCGGGGGCCAGCUCCGUCAGCGCCGUCUUUGCGGGCAAGGCCGUGGCGUCCCUGUUCGACGGGAGGUGGCACAAGGUGGUGGUGGCCGUGCAGGGCCACGCUGUGUCCGUGCACCUGGACUGCUCCUCCAUCUCCUCCAAGCCGCUGGGACCGCGGCAGGCGCUGGCCCCAGAGGGCAACACCUUCCUGGGGCUGGACGCCGUGCGUGGCACCCCGGUCCGGUUUGACAUCCAGCAAGCCCAGAUCUACUGUGACGCCGAGCUGGCCAGGCAGGAGGGGUGCUGCGAGAUCUCAGCUGGUGGGUGCCAGACAGAAGCACCCAAGACUCGCCGGCAAGCGGAGCUGAUGCAGAGCAGCAACCUCAUCGAGAUGGUGCCGCAGCCCGAGGGCCGGGUGUUCACCCGCUGCUUCUGCCUGGAGGAGCCGCUGGGCACCGAGCCAGGGAGAAGCUCAGGAAGGACCAGCCUGAGGGACGAUCCCAAGGAAAAGUGCCCUCCCUGCUCACCCCAGGCGGCAUCAGGAAAUGUCACCCUCGGUCCCACAGGUCCAAAGGGCACCAAGGGCGAGCGGGGCCUCCCUGGCACUGCCGGUGGCAAAGGGCAGAAGGGUGACCGUGGCAUGGACUGUGUGCGCACCCACCCUGGCGGCCCCGUGCAGUGUGCUGAGGGGCCGCAGGGUGAGAAGGGGCAGCGUGGGCAGGUGGGACUGCCGGGGCCAGCUGGCGCAGAGGGGCAGAAGGGCCAGAAGGGCGAGAAGGGUGACGGGGGACUGCAGGGCAAGCCGGGGCGCCCCGGGCGUGACGGCCGGCCUGGAGAGAUCUGCGUGGUGGGGCCCAAGGGCCAGAAGGGUGACCCGGGCCUCGUGGGACCUGAGGGGCUGGCGGGUGAACCAGGACCCCCAGGCAAGCCAGGCUCUCCAGGGAUUGGCAUUCCAGGGAAGCCGGGUGACCCCGGUGGCCCCCCAGGUCGGAAGGGAGAGAAGGGCAGCCCAGGAGCUCCUGGACCCGGAGGAUCGCCUGGGACACCCGGUCUCCCCGGAGUCCUGGGGCCGAAAGGAGACAAGGGCGAGCCGUGCGAGGUGUGUCCCACUGUCCCCGAGGGAACGCUCGGUGCCGUCGGAAUUCCCGGCAAGCCAGGACCGCGGGGAGAGCCCGGAGCGCCCGGCAGGGACGGGAUCUCAGACACCCCCGGCCCCGCAGGACCCAAAGGGGACAGGGGAGAUCCCGGCAUCCAGGGGAUGAAAGGGGAGAAGGGGGACUCGUGCCAGUCCUGCGAUCUCCGCAUCCUCGCCGCGCUGCGCGAGGUUGUGCCGGGGCUGCCGCAGGGCGAAAUGGGGCUCUCCGGGCUGGCUGGGAUCAAGGGCGAGAAGGGGGACAGUGGCCAUGUGGGACCCACGGGCAGACCGGGAACCCCGGGAGAGAAGGGAGAUCCAGGUGUGCAGGGGCUCAAGGGAGAGAAGGGCGAGCAAUGCGGGCAGUGCCCUCCUACCCCGCAAGCCCUCCGAGGCACAGCGACAGUGCAGGCAGUGCCGGGGCCACCGGGAGAAAAGGGCCCUGGUGGCCCCCCGGGCAGAGCGGGCAGACCCGGCGACGCUGGCGAGAAGGGACAGAAGGGCGACGCUGGCAGCCCCGGGGACCCGGGCAGCCCGGGCAUGGCCGGUGUCCCAGGGCUGUCGGGUGAGCCUGGCAUCAGGGGACCAGCCGGCCCCAAAGGCGACAAGGGAGACGCGUGCCAGCCCGGCCCCGCCGGGCUCGGGGACCUCUUGGACACGGUGGGAAUCCCGGGAAAACCCGGAGCCAAAGGGGACCAGGGCCCACCGGGCAUCGGCCAGCCGGGCAGACCCGGGAAGCCGGGGCUGCCGGGGGUGCAGGGCCCUGCUGGGCCGAAGGGGCUGCAGGGUGAGCCAGGACCGCGGGGGAUCAGCCAGCCAGGACCACAGGGAGACCCCGGGAGCACCGGACCCCCUGGACCCCCUGGCCCCCCCGGACCGCAGGGACCCCCGGGGACAGCAGCAGAGAAAGGUGCCAAGGGAUCUCCGGGCCCCAAAGGUGCCACGGGACCCCCUGGACCACCAGGGAGCAGCGUCACAGGGCCACCGGGCCCCGAGGGGCGGCAGGGGCUCCCUGGGUCCAGCGGGCAGCCGGGGGAGAAGGGUUCCCGGGGAGAGAAGGGAGACCCUGGGGAGUGCUCCUGCCCCUCCAGCCCCCGCCAGGACCCCAACUACAACGGGAUGCCGGUGAGUGUCCCACCCCUGCCCUCACAAGCAGCCCCCCGGCCCCGUUUCACCCUCCCCAGUUCUCUCCCCAUCUCUCACCCCUAGGGAGCCCCAGGAUUAUGGACUGGGAUGUCCUGGCAGCCCCAGCCUGGCCCGCAGGGCCCCCCCGGAGCUCCCGGCCCCCCCGGCCCCCCCGGUGCCCCCGGCCGCCAGGGCAUGCCGGGACACAACGGUUUACCCGGGCUGCCUGGACCGGCUGGAGACCUGGGACCGCUGGCCGUCAUGACUGAGAGGAACAUGGAGGUGCUGAAGACUCUCUGCGGGGACUGUGCCCAGCUGCAGGCAGCCCUGGAAGCUCCGGGGGAAGGGGAGAAGGGGGAUGGGGGCAUGCCAGGUGUCCCUGGCAGCGAGAACUGUGCCCGGUGCUUUGCCCAGUUCCCGCGAGCGGAGGAGGCUCGGGGUGACAGCCCUGACUGUGCCGGUGACCCCGGGCUGCCGGGUGCCCCAGGAAUCCCAGGAGAGAGAGGAGAACAGGGCUCACCAGGACUGCGCGGACCUCCGGGACCACCCGGACCCAUUGGCCCCCCAGGCUUUCCUGGAACGCCGGGCGCACCCGGACUGCCCGGUCUCCAAGGGGACCGCGGCCCUGCUGGGCUCGCUGGAGCCAAAGGGGAGCCGGGACCUCCAGGACAACCUGGCUACCCCGGGGCCACGGGGCCCCCCGGCCUUCCUGGCAUCAAAGGCGAGCGAGGCUACGUGGGUCCCCCCGGAGAGAAAGGGGAGCUGGGACCCCCUGGCGCGGAUGGGCUGCCCGGUUCCAUGGGGCCAGCGGGUCCCAGGGGUGAGCGUGGGCUCCCGGGAAGCGCUGGAGAGAAGGGGGACCAGGGUUUCCAGGGCCAGCCUGGCUUCCCGGGACCACCCGGUCCUCCUGGUUUCCCUGGAAAGGUUGGUCCAGCCGGGCCACCAGGGCCUGUGGCCGAGAAGGGCAGUGAGGGCGUGCGAGGCCCCACGGGAAUGCCAGGACCCCCCGGGCCCCCUGGACCCCCGGGAAUCCAGGGCCCUGCUGGCUUGGAAGGACUGGAUGGCAAGGAUGGGAAGCCAGGGCUGAGGGGUGACCCUGGUCCCCCCGGGCCACCAGGGAUGAUGGGUCCUCCGGGCUUCAAGGGCAAGACAGGACACCCAGGGCUCCCGGGACCGAAGGGCGACUGCGGCAAACCCGGCCCCCCGGGCAGCACGGGCCGGCCGGGAGCAGAGGGUGACCCCGGACCCAUGGGACCCCAAGGUCGGCAGGGACCCCCAGGGCUCAUCGGACCCCCCGGCAACCCGGGACAGCCGGGUCCCGCUGGCCUCGCUGGAGUGGGGCUGAAGGGCGAGCGAGGCUCCGUGGGGGAGCGGGGUCUGCCGGGAAUGCCAGGACAGCCGGGACCCCCGGGACACCCGGGACCACCGGGAGAGCAGGGACCGGACGGACCCGUUGGGAAAGAGGGACCCCCAGGAAAACCGGGCAUUGCGGGCCCAGCCGGACAGAAGGGUGACGCUGGGUCCCCCGGCGAGAGGGGCUACCCCGGGGAGAAGGGCAGAGCCGGAAUGCCCGGGGGUCCAGGGAAAAGCGGCUCCAUGGGGCUUGUGGGGCCACGGGGACCCGCGGGAGAGAGGGGACCCCCGGGCUCCCCGGGCCCCGCGGGCAGUGCCGGGCUGCCGGGACCCCCAGGGAUGAUGGGAGAUGUCAAUUACGACGAGAUCAAGAGGUUCAUCCGGCAGGAGCUGAACAAGAUGUUUGACGAGCGGAUGGCGUAUUACACCUCGCGGCUGCACUUCCCGGUGGAGAUGGUGGCAUCCCCGGGCCGGCCCGGUCCCCCCGGGAAGGACGGGCUGCCCGGCCGGCCGGGACCCCCCGGCUCCCCCGGGAUGCCGGGACAGAUCGGCAGAGAGGGGCGGCAGGGCGUGCCAGGCAUGCGGGGUGAGCCAGGCGCCAAAGGAGAGAAAGGCGAGAAAGGCGUGGGACUGAUGGGGGACAGUGGCCCCCCGGGACCCCCAGGUCCCCAAGGGCCACCAGGCUAUGGGAAGAUGGGUCCCCCGGGCCCCGUGGGACAGCAGGGCAUCCCCGGCAUCCCCGGCCCUCCCGGUGCCACGGGGCAGCCGGGCAAGACGGGGCACUGCAGCCCGGCCGAGUGCCUGGGGGCCGUGCCCAUGGAGCAGCCGCUCUUCCAGCCCAAGAACGUCAAGGGUCCCUUCGGCUGA
Messenger RNA from Pseudopodoces humilis (Tibetan ground-tit), 4908 nucleotides. The record is from RefSeq and is a predicted model, not a curated record. NCBI's taxonomy places the organism in Eukaryota, Metazoa, Chordata, Aves, Passeriformes, Paridae.